GAGUCAGGUACGCACAACGAGCGGCUGAACCGCGUUAUUCGGAGCAAAUACGAGGCAGGUCUGCUCAAGCCGUAUGAUUAUGUCGAGGGCUACGCACGAUUGUCAAGGUGCAUAGACCACAAGUGCGUCGAUAUAUCCGCGUUGAGAUACGAAUUUGAUACCUUCUUUGUUUAUCGACAAUCGAAGCAGCAAAUUCUUCAACCUUUGUCUGUGCUACGACUUAAGUUCCGAGGUGUUGCACGAUCCCUACGCGAUAUCGACCUUGUAUUCAUAGAAGAGGCCUUUGAGCGAUUACUUCUUGAUUACGACCGUAUCUUCUCAUCCAUGUGUGUUCCAGCGUGUCUCUGGCGCCGAACGGGCGAGAUCUAUAAAGGAAACCUCGAAUUUCUUGUAGGCGUCGAUGACUACAUGAUGCGAGACGUGAGUUGCCUCGAUGUGAUUAUCAAGGGCACAAGAGCUUAA
Messenger RNA from Suillus clintonianus, 462 nucleotides. RefSeq lists its product as uncharacterized. Lineage: Eukaryota; Fungi; Basidiomycota; Agaricomycetes; Boletales; Suillaceae. The record is from RefSeq and is a predicted model, not a curated record. The annotation marks the transcript as partial. Gene Ontology annotation, cellular component: nucleus. Gene Ontology annotation, molecular function: RNA polymerase II transcription regulatory region sequence-specific DNA binding. The transcript has 3 exons.